GCAGGAACUGGAAGCGCUGAACAGACGUGCCCACACACGCAGGAAGAGUCAGUAUGGAAGCGGCGGAAGAAUUGUUUAUAGAUUUUGAAAACCUUGAUCAGAGAAAGCUUGUUAACCUUCAGGCUGCCUGGAGGGGAGCAGUUGUAAGAAAAUGGAUGCGGUCACUCAGAGGAUCGUUCGAGCAAAUAUAUGCUGAAGUUGAAAACAACCAUGAAAGUGACGUACAGUGGCGAAGACAUGAACCGUGUUAUCCACAGUUUCUUACAGCCAGAGAUUUGAACAUUCACAAGUCACACGUACCUCCUGAAAAUACUGAAAGACAAACAGAUACAUGUAUCUGUUGUUCACAUUGUCAGACAUCCACGACAAAGAAAAGUACAUUUUGUGAUAGAAGAACAGAUUCAAAUGGUGAUGCCAUUUUAUUACCAAAUCCUGUAUCAACGUGUAAACCGACUGAUGAUCAGUCAUCUCAGACAGUAACCAUGACAACAGGAUGUGUGGAAAGUAGUGCCAGUAAUCCAGUGGUGUCAGACUGUCGUGCCGAGGAAGAAACAUUAUUUCCAGAAUCGAAGGAAAAAUGUGAAAAUCAUCUUCAAGACAGGUUUGAAGCUUGGUUUAAAGCCUGGAUCAUUUAA
Messenger RNA from Gigantopelta aegis, 635 nucleotides. RefSeq lists its product as uncharacterized. Gene Ontology annotation, molecular function: protein binding. The transcript is spliced from 2 exons. NCBI's taxonomy places the organism in Eukaryota, Metazoa, Mollusca, Gastropoda, Neomphalida, Peltospiridae. Bases 54 to 635 code for a protein of 193 amino acids. The record is from RefSeq and is a predicted model, not a curated record.